Messenger RNA from Fusarium venenatum, 1776 nucleotides. Its product is annotated as multicopper oxidase-domain-containing protein. NCBI's taxonomy places the organism in Eukaryota, Fungi, Ascomycota, Sordariomycetes, Hypocreales, Nectriaceae. Gene Ontology annotation, molecular function: oxidoreductase activity; copper ion binding. The record is from RefSeq and is a predicted model, not a curated record.
AUGACCACAAUGCGACGAUAUACCACAAGUUUUGCACUCUCAUUCCUACUGCUCUGCAAUCUUGCAACUGGCCUACGAAGAUACAACUUUACCAUCACUAGCCAAUGGAGUGCUGCCGAUGGCCAUGGGCGACCCGUCUUUGCCAUCAAUGGCCAAACCCCUGGCCCCUUGAUUACAGCAACCGAGGGUGAGGAAGUCGAGAUAUUCGUGAACAACCAGCUCGCUACCGAGACUACUAUGCAUUGGCAUGGAGUUUAUCAAGUGGAUAGACCGUGGAACGAUGGCGUCCCAGGCGUAACGCAGUAUUCAAUUCAACCACGUGAUAACUACACGUAUCGUUUUACUGUGCAGCAGCAGUAUGGAAGCUAUUUCUAUCACGGGCAUUUCGGCCCUGCAUUUGCCGAUGGACAACGUGGCCCCAUCUGGAUAGAACCUGCUGCAUGGCGACCAAGACCAUACAAGGCCAUUUCAUCGUCACCGCAAGAUGUCAAGGGAAUGCAGCGUGCAGAAGCAAACCCUCGACACAUUGUCAUAAGCGACUGGAAUGCUGAACCGAUGGAUAUACUACUUAUUAUGUACCGAGACACGGGUAUUGUCCCCUGGUGCAGUAACUCGAUAGUCAUGAACGGGAAAGGUAGAACGUAUUGUCACACUAAAGAAGUGAUUGAAGAAACAGGAGGAACCGGCAGAAACUCACUCGGCUGCAUGGUCCAAGACAAACAAGGGCUUUACGCCAACACUCAAGUUUGUGAACCGACAUUGGGAGAGCUUGAAGUUGUCACCGCGGUGGAUGGAGAAGAAUGGAUAUGGAUUAACUUUAUCCAUUCUGGAGCACACCAUGAGUUACAAAUCAGUAUUGACGAGCAUGAGUUCUAUGUCAUUGCAGCAGAUGGGGAAUUUGUUUAUCCCCAGAAGGUGUAUGCCGCUAACUGCAACCUUGGAGAACGUAUAAGCAUUCUAGUGCAUCUGGACAAGACCCCAGGCGACUACACCAUUCGUUUAACAUCCCUUCGCAAAGAACAGGUCAUCCAGGGUCUUGGCAUUCUUCGUUAUCCCUCCAAAACGAACAAUAACGAAAUCACAAAACUCCCUACCACGAAACCAUGGGUACACCUCAACGGCACUCUGAUAUCUUCAUCUUUGACGUCUAUGGACGAGAUGAAGUUGGCUCCUUUCCCUAAGAGACCUCCACCACCAACUUCUGAUCAAACAGUAAAACUGUUCAUUAAUAUGACAGGACCUUCAGCUUGGUCUUUGGGUCUAGGUUCUCAUCAAGCAUUCCGCCAACAGCUGCCACCUCUUCUAUGGCAAGAGGGCUCCAGAGGUAGCACAACACUGGGUGACCAGAACGCGCUCCGGAAUGGAUCUGUCGUUGACAUCAUCUUCGAAAAUGGAGCCAAUGUUACGACUCAGCAUCCCUUCCAUAAACAUAAUCACAAGGCGUGGAUCAUCGGAACUGGGCAUGGUGGGUUUUCUUGGGCGACAGUUCAAGAAGCCAUUGAUGCAGGUGCUGCGGAUCAGUUCAAUUUUAAGAACCCUCCCAUUCGUGAUGGAUGUCGGCUUGGGAACGCUACUGGAGACUGGACCGUCAUUCGCUACGAGAUCACAUUCCCUGCUGCGAGCAUGCUGCAUUGUCACAUGAUUCAUCAUUUUGGGGCUGGACAGCAAAUAGUUCUUCUUGAAGGAGUGGAGGCAAUGGCUCAGAUACCCGAAGAAGUAAAACAAAAGGUUCACGCAGACUUUGUGCCGAACCUUCGUUACGGCCCCUUGGACUGA